Molecule: messenger RNA, 355 nt
Organism: Frieseomelitta varia
Lineage: Eukaryota; Metazoa; Arthropoda; Insecta; Hymenoptera; Apidae
Product: U6 snRNA-associated Sm-like protein LSm6
Exons: 3
Coding region: 93-332 (79 amino acids)
Biological process (GO): maturation of SSU-rRNA; mRNA splicing, via spliceosome
Cellular component (GO): P-body; nucleolus; U4/U6 x U5 tri-snRNP complex
Molecular function (GO): RNA binding
Source: RefSeq, a predicted model, not a curated record
AAAAUAGUAUUGAAUUAUAAAAUUGUAAAAGAAAAAUCGUGAUAAUUGUAAAAUAGUGUUUCAAAUAUAAUCUACAAAUAAAAUAUUUACAGAUGAGUCGCAAGGAAGCAUUAUCACAAUUUAUUCAGCAAAUACAUGGACGUCCUGUUGUCGUGAAGCUAAAUAGUGGGGUAGAUUAUAGAGGUGUUUUAGCUUGUCUUGAUGGUUAUAUGAAUAUAGCUCUUGAACAAACAGAAGAAUAUGUAAAUGGUCAAUUGAAAGAUAAAUAUGGUGAUGCAUUUAUUCGUGGUAAUAAUGUCUUAUAUAUCAGUACGCAGAAACGUAGAACUUAAGUAAAAUAAAUAUAUAAUUUAUA